Molecule: messenger RNA, 627 nt
Organism: Peronospora matthiolae
Lineage: Eukaryota; Oomycota; Peronosporomycetes; Peronosporales; Peronosporaceae
Source: the annotation of a GenBank genome assembly
AUGAAUAUGUUGGAUGAUGAAGAUGACCAAAGCUUUCACGCUACGCGUGACGGCUACUCCCAUUUGAGCGAUGUCGAAUGGGAUGUGGUUGAACGAAUGGGUUCAACCAUGGGCAUCCAUGCUGUUAGCGUCAUGCUAGAGGCUCUCAAUAGAGAUGCCCAACAUACUACUAUCGCCAAGUUCAUUCAAAAUGACCUUGACGCUGAACGCGAGAAAGUAGCCUUGCUUCACCAACAAGGUUCUCAACAAGCAGAGUUGUUGAGAGAACAGAGUGCUCAACAGUUUGAACUGUUGAGACAGCAGCAGGCUGCUGCUGGUGGGUCGAUGCAUUCGCGUCGACCCGAAACCUUGAAGAUUGACAUCUCCAAGUAUAGGGGAGUCGAAGAGGACGCCCUCUUGAGAUUGUUCGUCGAAUUAGACGACGAUAAAGGUCGCGUCGCAUCGACGACGGAGAUAUGCAAGUUGCAUUUGCCCAAUAAAAUCUGGCAGGACGUGCCAAGACUUGGGCUUUGGGGCUCAAGUUGCACGACCCAUAUGCGUUUGGGUCGUUGGAAGUCUUCAAGUCGCGGCUCAGACAAACGUUUGAACCGCCUAGAGCUGAGUUCAGAGCUCGAACCGAACUCUUGA